Molecule: messenger RNA, 2858 nt
Organism: Nothobranchius furzeri (turquoise killifish)
Lineage: Eukaryota; Metazoa; Chordata; Actinopteri; Cyprinodontiformes; Nothobranchiidae
Product: CDP-diacylglycerol--glycerol-3-phosphate 3-phosphatidyltransferase, mitochondrial
Biological process (GO): cardiolipin biosynthetic process
Cellular component (GO): mitochondrion
Molecular function (GO): CDP-diacylglycerol-glycerol-3-phosphate 3-phosphatidyltransferase activity
Source: RefSeq, a predicted model, not a curated record
GAGAGUAGCAAUAAAGUUUUUCAAUUACGGGCUACAGCAAUGGCGGCUCCCGUGUCCUGGAGGAGGCUACUACAUUCAGUUUCCUCGCCGGCUCUUGUCGGGGUUUUUACCAGGAUUUCUGACCGGCUGUUUCGUGCUCGGGACAGAAGAAGAGGGUCGUCGGUGCUGCUACUGGCUCCCCUGCUCGUUGAUACCGACCCAGUUCCUCAACGCAUUUCCAAGCCCCCCGGGUCGGCCAGAGCUCAGGGUACAGAAGAACUUUGCGCCCACUUCCGAUGGAUGGCAGAGCAAGUCCCUGCCUUCCGGGUUCCAGGAGGCAACAUCAAAAUUCUGACCUCACCUGACCAGUUCUACCAGACGAUGAAGAAGCGAAUCCAAACUGCGGAGAGGCGAGUGGUGAUGGCCUCCUUGUAUCUGGGAACAGGUCAGCUGGAGCAGGAGCUGGUGGACUGCAUGGAAGAAGUUCUCCAACACUCACAGGAAAACGGUCACUCAGACCUAAAAGUCUCCAUAUUACUGGACUACACUCGUGGAUCACGAGGGCAGAUCAACUCGAGAACGAUGCUUCUGCCUCUGCUGCAGCGCUUCAGCUCUCAGAUGCGGGUUUCUCUGUACCACACUCCAGACCUGAGGGGCCUCCUUAGACUUCUGGUCCCGCAGCGCUUCAAUGAGACCAUCGGAGUCCAGCACAUCAAAGUUUACCUGUUUGAUGACAGCAUUAUCAUCAGCGGGGCCAACCUGAGCGACUCGUACUUUACCAACAGACAGGACCGGUACGUUCUUCUGGAGAACUGCAGGGAGGUGGCAGACUUCUUUUCGGACCUGGUGGAAGCGGUGGGGGAUGUCUCCCUGCAGCUGCAGCCCGAUGACUCGGUCACCAUGCUGGAGGGCAUGGUGCACCCAUACAAAGGCAACCGCCAAGACUUCUCUACGGGGGCGAGGAAGCGGAUCAUGGAGGUUUUGAACACAGCACGCACCAGGCUGCAGCUGCAGCAGCAGCAGCUUUCCGAGAAGUCAGAGGAUGAAGGCAUGAUGAGCGAGGGGGACGAGGACACCUGGGUGUUCCCUCUGGUGCAGAUGAAGCCUCUGGGUAUCCGGGUAGAUGAGCAGGUCACACAGCGCCUGCUGACAGACGCCGGGUCGGGCUCCACUGUGUAUCUAACAUCAGGUUACUUCAACCUGACCCGCGCAUACAUGCGGCUGGUGCUCGGGGCCGGAGCCAGCUACCGCAUCCUGACUGCCUCCCCGGAGGUCAAUGGGUUCUUUGGGGCCAAAGGCGUCGCUGGUGCCAUCCCUGCAGCAUACAUCCACAUCGCCCGGCAGUUUUACAACCAGGUGUGUCGGCUGGGUCAGCAGGAGAGAGUCCACCUGCACGAGUACCACCGGUCUCAGUGGACGUUUCACGCUAAAGGUCUGUGGUAUUACCUCCAGGGGCAGGAUCGGCCUUGCCUCACUCUAAUUGGCUCCCCUAAUUUUGGUUACCGCUCGGUUCACCGUGACCUGGAGGCCCAGAUCGCCAUAGUAACGGAGAACGAGGAGCUGCAGACACAGCUGCAGGAGGAGCAGGAGAUGUUGUACCAGCGCUCCACAGAGGUGUCCAGCUCCACCUUCGAGCGGCCCGACCGCUACGUCAAGCUGUGGGUCAAACUGGUCACACCCCUCAUCAAGAACUUCUUCUGAGAGCAGGUGGGUUGUGUGUUCCUGUCCUGAGGUGAGGGUCAGUGAAGGUCGGCCCUGCUGCUGAGACACAAUCAGCAUCACCUCCUCAGAGGAAAUGGCUCCAACAUGCACACGCAAGAGAGAAUGCAUGCCGUGGAUCUGGGGGUAAAUUCUCCACAUUUAAGCUCACUCUGUUUUUCAGCACACCUCAAAGUGGUUAUAACUGGAAACAUUUAAAGAAAACAAAUCCACUCCCCUUACUGUCCAUCCACGUGUUGCAUGCAUGAACAGAGACGAGUGUCUUUGCUGUAAUGAUGAACAGACGGGUGUGGUGAAGCACGACGGUCCCUCGAGGGGCUUUAAUAACAGCUCAGACGGUGUGUUUACAGUCCUGCCCAGAGAUAGUGUGUACAGUUAUGUGUUAUUACGUUUGUAAAUUAAUACAGUUAUGUGUUAUUACGUUUGUAAAUUAAAGGAAGAGAAGAUUUUAUUAAAUGUUUGUCCUUUUUGUUGUCGGGGGGGACAAGAUCAAUAGAUUUUUAAAAGAAAAGUUUUAGUCACAAAACUGACAGCAAAAUAAUCCUCUAUUUUAAUUUGGUUACAGAUCAGAUUAUCAACUCUAACAUGAACAGAGGUCAGGAUCAGCUGGUAACAAGUUUAAGUUUAGUUCUGACAGCCCAAAGACACCUGAGACCCAAAAAUGUAAAUAUCAGCAUUCGCCCUGUGACUCUUGCCAAAUGCUCCGUUUGGUUUAUUCCAGCUGUUUCACAAUGGGCUGUCUGGAAGGAAACAUCUGCAGCAAAAUAAAAUACCCGACAGACUUAAAAUCACUUAGUAGAAAAAAAAUUAUGCCAAAUGUUGUCUCUUCAAACCUGCCGCUAUACUGGAGUGAUCCCAGUCUGCAGUGGUCAGUAGUGAUACAGCUACAAGACGGUCCUGUGCCGUUUGAUCCGAUAAGACAACAGGAUGUGAGAACAACCCUGAAAACUUGCCUCGCUAACUGCAUCCUGUGUGGGUGUUGUACAAACAAACCACAGCGGAGCGUUUCAACGUUCUUCUGCAGCUCCCAAUACAUUUUUAUUGAUGCCACAAGCAUCUUUUCAUGAAGGGGAAUUUCCCAGUUUACCCGAGCCUUUCAUCACCUGGUUGACAGGUGUGUACACACACACACACACACACACACACACACACACACACAC